GUAACGAGUGAAAACCCUAAUCAGUAAAGCGGCAGAGUUUCGAAACCCUAAUCUGUUAAAGCGGCAGAGUUUCGAAACCCUAGUAUCAUAUAACUUAUUUCACUAUCGCGAGUCCCAAUUAUAGAGGCAAAGGAGUCGAGCAGAGGAGGGAGAACAGGGUUUCUGAAGCGAUGACGUUCAAAAGGAGGAACGGAGGGCGUAACAAGCACGGCCGUGGCCAUGUUAACUUCAUUCGCUGCUCCAACUGCGGCAAAUGUUGCCCUAAGGAUAAGGCCGUGAAGAGGUUUCUGGUUCGUAACAUAGUGGAACAAGCUGCAGUGCGUGAUGUGCAGGAAGCAUGCGUUUAUGACGGCUACAUGCUUCCCAAGCUGUAUGCGAAGAUGCAGUACUGCAUAUCCUGUGCGAUUCACUCGCAUGUCGUUCGAGUCAGAUCUCGCACUGACCGCCGCAAGCGUGAGCCGCCUCAGCGUUUCAGGCGUCGUGAGGAUACUCCCAGGCCUGGCCAGGCACCUCGUCCAGGUGCUGCAAACCCUGCGGCUCCUGCUCGUUAAGCAGUGAAGGAGCGAGUUUAUGGUUUUUUUUCCUGCUCUUUGCUUUAGAUUGAAAAUUCCAAGUUAAAGACAAUUUGAUGUUGCAAAAUUUUUCAGAGUGAUUCCAUGUAAAUUUUGAUGCGAGAUGCAUCAAUUUUUAAAAACUUUAUUUACGUAAUAUUUUUCUU
Molecule: messenger RNA, 718 nt
Organism: Cryptomeria japonica (Japanese cedar)
Lineage: Eukaryota; Viridiplantae; Streptophyta; Pinopsida; Cupressales; Cupressaceae
Product: small ribosomal subunit protein eS26x
Exons: 1
Coding region: 171-551 (126 amino acids)
Biological process (GO): translation
Cellular component (GO): ribosome; cytosolic small ribosomal subunit
Molecular function (GO): mRNA binding; structural constituent of ribosome
Source: RefSeq, a predicted model, not a curated record